GUACGGACGGACCACAGACGGACAGAUGUCUCGUCCGCUGCUGCAGGCACGGUCUGUGGGCUUACGUGCGCGGCCGCAGUGUUUGCCGGGACGGCUCGUACAAGAUGGCCGCCGACUUUUGUACGCAGAGCAUGGCGCGGGCAGUUGAACCGAACUUUACAGCGGCAGACGGGACCCUGGGGCUGUGUACCGACGCUUGGGAUGUUUUCCAGACUUUCUAAGACUUCACUGGCGACGCUGACCAAUGCUGCCACAUACGGAGAAGUUGCCGCGCCAUGUCCAAGGCAAGAUAGUCACGGGGUUCGUUGGGCUCUCUGUGUGCGGCUCUUGACAAUGAAAGCUACUGAGCGCCCUUGAAAUCGGACCGUGUUUACGUCGCCUCUACGUUGGAGAAUUUUCUCUUAGUCUCUUUGUCAUAUUGCGGCGGUCGUUGGCCCCACGCGACAACUCUGACCUUGUGCUGUCUGUUGAUUUGAACGUGUUUUCUCAGUCUUGAACGAAAGUGAAGUGCUCUAGUGGUCGGGCGCCAAUCGGGCACAGUUCGCGAUGUCUGUCACUGCUUUCGGCGUCCGCGUCAAAGAGGAGCCUGGUUCCUCUGGCCAGAGCUCGUCUGAGGGGGUCUGUUACGUCUGCAGCAGUCACGGGGCCGAAUAUCCGCUCAAUUCGCGGCCUCGAGAACGUGGCCCCUACUUCCCGUUUCUCGAAACACACAUCCCUCCCUUAGGCGCAGAGCGGCCGUCAUCCGAAGGUGUCGUUCUUGCGUGCCCUGUAUGCUACUCAUUUCUUACUCAGCAGUGGGAAGCUCACGAACAAAAUGGCACACCUCGACACAAGCGUAUGUACUGGCUGAAGCGCACUGACAACGGACCCUAUGCGGGUAUGGAACCGAGUAUGCAGACGCAAGAAGAGAGUCCUGAACGCAGUUCUCGCCAUUCUCCCGCAGCUGCAUCUGCUGCUUUAGACCUGAGUCUACCUGCACCAGGGGGGACCGCUUCUUCAGGGGUAGUGACUGCAUCAACAAGCAACGAGGCGUGUUUUAUAUGUGGCAACUGCAACCGAAACGGACCAUUAGCUAAUGUUUAUGCUAAGCCCAUCGCCAACUGCCCCUUCUUUCCCACUCUGGCCUCACAUCCGCAGCCACCAGGUGCCAAGCCCAUGGACUCGUCAGGUCGUGUUCAAGCUUGUGAACCCUGUCAUCAAAUGCUGUUAGAACAGUGGGACAAUUACCAGCGUUAUACGGUGCCCCACUCUGAGCGACGUUACCGACUACCGUCUCGAUCUUUCACCUGCUUUACGUGUGGUCUCGAGUUCCCGGUAAGUGUCCAGCGCGUGGUCAGUGCUAUUCCCGGACCGGACCAGCAGCCUGUAUUUCCCUUCUUACGCACUGUGGCCCCGCCACCAGGUGCUCAGCCACUCUCAUCUGCAGGCCGGGCUGUGGUUUGCUCCAUGUGCUAUAAGUCUUUACAGCGCCAGCUGCGUGUUUUUGAGAUCUCCAAUGUGCCGGAGUCAAAGCGGCACUUCAAGAUCCUGCAUGAGGGGACUACGGCACCUGCGACUGUUUCACCGUCGCCUGCGAGUGUUCUGCGUAAGCAGCUACUGUCCCCCCAGACCAAGUAUCUUGGCUGCUACCUCUGCGAAAAGAUUGGACCGAUGGAAAGCCUCGUUGCUUGCGACACUAAACCAGGUGCAGGUCCACAUUUCCCAUUUCUGCGUGACGUGGCCCGGCCUAUUGCUGCGCGGCCCAUGGACAACCAGGGCCGUGUGUUGCUUUGCGCCGAGUGCUCUGCUGAACUGCAGCUCCAAUGGGACUCAUUUGAAAGUGCUGGGCUUCCAUUGACUCAGCGGCGCUAUCAUACAGCUCUUUUGACAUCGCCGCCAUCAGCCUCGCAAGGGGCUUGCUUUGUCUGCACUGAGCCAACGAGUGAGACCUUUCCUGUGGGAAGCCGUGAGGGCCCUGGACCAUUCUUUCCCUUCCUUGAGUCGCACGCAGGCCAAGGUUCACUUGAUAGCACGGGCACAGCACGUGUGUGCACCUUCUGCUUCCACUCUCUGAUGGCGCAGUGGCUCGCCUAUGAGAGCUCGCCACAUCCCGAGGAUGCAGCCAGGGCGGUGCGUCGAUACAAUACGCAUCACUAUGUAUGCUACAUCUGUGGUAUAACCACAUACCGGCGACGGGUGCGGACACUCACCGUGCGUGAUUUCCCAUUUCUGAGGGAGCAUCCAAGGCCAGCUGGUGCAUUAACUCUACGUGAUGGAGUAGUCUCAUGCCUCACCUGCUUCGAAUCACUAAGCUCCCAGUGGAAGGACUAUGAACGUAUGCGAGUUCCCGUUGAAAUGCGAAAGUAUAACUGGAUUGUCCUGCCUCCACCACCUGAGGAAACCAGGAGUGGAGGAUCAUCUCCAUCAGGCCAGGAACAAGCCUUGUCUGACACCGGCUUCCCACCACCAGGCGGGAAGCCACCACCCCUGCAACCAGCUGCUACAAAGCCAAGCCACACAAGCUUGGCACUUAGUGCUACCCGCACCUCAAGUUUUGCAGCUGCACUACGCAAGCUGGCAAAACAAGCAGUUGACCCUGUCCUUGAAAAGGAUUCUGGGCCAGUGGCCUCCAUUCCAGGAGGGAACCCCAGAGCACUAACUCCAAAACGAAGCUCUUCCUAUGGGUUGCCAUCUCCAUUGGCAUGUGGUUCUCCCCCAGUCAUGUCUGGUGCUCCUUCUGGUCUUCUUAUAGAAACCAGAAAAGCACUGGACUUGGGCAGCCUCAGCUCACAGCAUAGCCAUCGCCUGGACCAUGCGACCAAGAUGGACUCCUCCCUGUCCUCCUUAGACUACCUCUCUAGCAAGCACUUGGCUGGACCUCCGAGUGGUUCCAGUGGCGCUGGACACAAGGGUGCUUCAGGAAAUGGUGAAGAAUGCCCCCGGGGCUUCCAGCCGUACCGCGGUUCGGCCGAGGAGCUACGGCAUCCCAACCUGGGUACACUGCAUCCCAUGUCACCCUUUGAUGCUGGCGCCUACCCGUACCACCCAACACCAUUCCUUCCACCACAUCUUGCACAUCCAGCUUACAGGUUGGAAGACCCACUAUAUCAGUACAAUCUGUUGCGGCCUGGACCACCAAUGGUAUCAGCCCCGGCCAUCCCUCCCUUCUAUCGGUAUCCUAUGCAACAGCAAGCACCUCCACAGCAGCCCCCAGCCCAGCAACAGCAACCACAGCAGCGGCAGCAGACUACGCCGCCAUCUCUACCUCCACGAACGGAUGAGCCCAAGGAGGAACAGUCGCGACUUUUGCUCCUUUCAUCGGCUAAGAGAGCUUCCGAGUCCUCAUCGCCAUCUCUUGGCUCAUCUCAUUCUGGAGGAGGCCACGAACCGUUGCGAAGCCCUCCAUCUCUUCUGACUCCCCUGAACCUGGCUACAAGCCAUUCAGGGCCUCCUCCCCAACCCCAAGGACCCCUUGUCUCUCAACAGUCCUUUUCAGAGCAUCUCAGCCAUCCGGCUAGUGCAGAGCCCUGGCGGCCACUGGCCAAUGAUGUGCCACCCCUCCACCACUUACAGGUAACAAAGGAGAACUUUCAAUCACUGCCAGCGUCUUUCACAUCUGCCAUGGCUCCGGCCACUAUACGGCAGCCAGCAGCAGCCUCUCUGAAGCCAAGUCUUCCGCUAGCGCAGUCUCCACCACGGUCUUCCACAUCGAGUCCUGUUCCAGUUCAGCAAUCAUCUGUUCGGCUUGAUGUCUCAACAUCGGAGCACCGGCAUAUAGAGCAACACCCAGUGGUGCUGAGCCGGCUAGAUAUGGCUGAGCAGCGCAGGAAGGAAGCACGGGCAAGAGGCUCAGCUGAAAGUGACUCUGAGGAAGAUGAUGACUGGGAACUCACUCUGCAGAAGCCUGUCAUUUGGUCAGGUCCCCCGUUGUGUCUUGAUCUCAACCCUAAAAAGUUACAGUUUUUUAGCAAUUUCGAGCUCACAAGUCACCAGAAGAAAAGAGAACUAGAACUGGAACAAUUUAUUCGGCAUUGGACACGUCUUUAUGGGAGAGAGGAGCGACUGUGUGCAACACCACCCCCACUUCUGAAGUGUGUGGAUCAGGAGGAGCCAGCAGCACUAUCCAGUGAGCAGCUGCAGCAGCAGCAGCAGCGGCUGUUUGAUCAGCUGUCACCACGCAAAAAUAUGCGGGAGCCGGACCAGCAACUUAAGCGUCAGUUCCUCCUUCUGUUGGGGCUCUCAUCCACUGGGACCAAUGAAGAUCGAGAAACAAUCUGGCGUGCUAUAGUAAUGGAGCGAUCCCAACGCAAUGGUGCAGUACGCAAGGAGAGCUGCCUCGGCAACACUAGUCAUAGGCCAGCCAUCACAUCAGCGGGGUACCUACAGCGGCGUGCGCUGAAGCGACAGCUGGCUGCUAGCAUGGAGUCACACCAGAAUGGUGUCUGUGCAACUGCUGAAGGAUCGCCGAGCCGCAAGCCGCCUUCUAUUCAAGCCUCCCAGGGCAAGCCGUAUGGCCGGGACUUUGCCUAUGAGUUCCAUGAAUCGGUGCUGCAGCACAGCCAGCAGCAACAAGAACAGGAGCACCUGCACCAGCUCAAGAAGCGCCGUAAUAGGCCGAGUUACUCGAUAUUCCACACAAGGGCACCUCCAGUGGCUGCACCAAACCCAGUCCAAGAGUCUGCGUUAAUGGAGCCUGGAGAAGAAGGUGGCGUGGACCCUGCUGAGCCCUUGCCAGCCCUCUUUCAGUGGCCUGGUGUUGAAGCCAUAAUGGAGUCUUACUCACGUUACAACCAGGAGCGCCACAUGGAACGGGUGCUACUUACUGAAAGAGAGCGGCAGUUGCGUGCUGAGCAGCAGCAGCUUCAAGAGGAGGCCCAGCGGCUGCGCAUUCGAAUGGCAGAGCUGUACCAGAGCAAGAAGUGUUUGGACGAGGAGCGCCAACAGCAACAGGUGACCAUCGACAAUCUCAAGAAGUGCCUCAGGCUGGUCCGAUAGUAGGCGCCCUCUGCCUUCUCUUCCUACCCCUUUGCCCUGCAUUUCAGCAGGGGGACUCAUUCCACCCCAUGAAGGGGACUACCCAUGUUAUAUACAUUUAUGAUUUACAACCACCCAUGGCACAACAUAUACAGGCAUCAUUUUAAGCCCCAACUCUUCUCUCUUUCGCUCUCUCUCUCUUUCUCCUUCACUCUCCUCUCACUCUGCUCCCUUCAUUGAAAAAAAAAAAGCGUUUUUUAUUAAGCCGUUAUUUAUGAAAUAAAAGAUUGCAGCUGCGA
Molecule: messenger RNA, 5252 nt
Organism: Dermacentor andersoni
Lineage: Eukaryota; Metazoa; Arthropoda; Arachnida; Ixodida; Ixodidae
Source: RefSeq, a predicted model, not a curated record